AUGGCGACCAUGGUGGCCAAGAAAUCCCAGGCGGAGCGGAGCAGAGUGCCUGCGAAGGCUCACGCCCUGUUUAACCAAGGAGACCGCCUCCGUGCGCGGUGCUUCCGCUCUGCUUCGGCGUCCGGUGGGUUUACGCUGUUAGAGAAACGUAAAGGCAAAGAGAGGCCCACAGGUUACCCCUGUGAUCAGUGUGAGAAAGUCCUCGCCACUUCUUCAUCCUUGAAGAGACAUAAGAAGAUUCACACUGGAGAGAAGCCGUACAGAUGUGAGCAGUGUGGGGCAGCUUUUACCACAUCAGAUGCUUUAACUAAGCACCAACGCAUUCACACGGGAGAGAAGCCGUACAGAUGUGAGCAGUGUGGGGCAGCUUUUACCACAUCAAGUGCUUUAACCACGCACCAACGCAUUCACACUGGAGAGAAGCCGUACAGAUGUGAACAGUGUGGGGCAGCUUUUACCACAUCGGGUGCUUUAACUACGCACCAACGCAUUCACACUGGAGAGAAGCCGUACAGAUGUGAGCAGUGUGGGGCAGCUUUUACCGCAUCAGGUGCUUUAACUACGCACCAACGCAUUCACACUGGAGAGAAGCCGUACAGAUGUGAGCAGUGUGGGGCGGCUUUUACCACAUCAAGUGCUUUAACGAAGCACCAACGCAUUCACACUGGAGAGAAGCCGUACAGAUGUGAGCAGUGUGGGGCAGCUUUUACCACAUCAAGUGCUUUAACUACGCACCAACGCAUUCACACUGGAGAGAAGCCAUACAGAUGUGAGCAGUGUGGGGCGGCUUUUACCACAUCAAGUUAUUUAACUACGCACCAACGCAUUCACACUGGAGAGAAACCGUACAGAUGUGAGCAGUGUGGGGCGGCUUUUACCACAUCAAGUUAUUUAACUACGCACCAACGCAUUCACACUGGAGAGAAGCCGUACAGAUGUGAGCAGUGUGGGGCAGCUUUUACCGCAUCAGGUGCUUUAACUACGCACCAACGCAUUCACACUGGAGAGAAGCCGUACAGAUGUGAGCAGUGUGGGGCGGCUUUUACCACAUCAAGUGCUUUAACUACGCACCAACGCAUUCACACUGGAGAGAAGCCGUACAGAUGUGAGCAGUGUGGGGCGGCUUUUACCACAUCAAAUGAUUUAACUACGCACCAACGCAUUCACACUGGAGAGAAGCCGUACAGAUGUGAGCAGUGUGGCGCGGCUUUUACCACAUCAAGUUAUUUAACUACGCACCAACGCAUUCACACUGGAGAGAAGCCGUACAGAUGUGAGCAGUGUGGGGCAGCUUUUACUCAAUCGGGUCAUUUAAGACGUCACCAACGUGUUCACACUGAAUAA
Messenger RNA from Cololabis saira (Pacific saury), 1344 nucleotides. RefSeq names its product zinc finger protein 420-like. Bases 1 to 1344 code for a protein of 447 amino acids. The transcript is spliced from 3 exons. NCBI's taxonomy places the organism in Eukaryota, Metazoa, Chordata, Actinopteri, Beloniformes, Belonidae. Gene Ontology annotation, molecular function: RNA polymerase II cis-regulatory region sequence-specific DNA binding; DNA-binding transcription factor activity, RNA polymerase II-specific. Gene Ontology annotation, biological process: regulation of transcription by RNA polymerase II; central nervous system development. Gene Ontology annotation, cellular component: nucleus. The record is from RefSeq and is a predicted model, not a curated record.